UCGUCAGUGAUAAUGAGGGUCACAGGGUACCUUUAUAAAUGAGCUUCGGAGUUCUAGUUAUCGCAGUCUCUUUAUGAGUAAAUGAACCGUCGCCGGUUCUUACACACACUUAAAAUAAAGUAAUUAAAAAAAAUAAAAUGCCGUGGACUAGCACGAACAGAAUUUACGCGAAACCAUCAAAUACAAGUUCGGGUGAAGCAGGCCCGUUAGUUGCAAUUGGCGCUAAAGCAGCGACUACGGCUGCCGCGGACACGGGCGGCCGUUUUGAACUUAGUGACCAUGGAUAUGGGAAGAGUUCGGUUAAACUCUUACACGUGCAUAGAGAUGGAGAAUACCAUGUCAUCAGAGAGUUUGAAGUGUCUACAGAAUUAAAACUUGCGUCUGAGUCCGCAUAUAUCAUAGGCGAUAACAAAGAGGUCGUAGCUACUGACUCGCAAAAGAACACCGUUUAUUUACUGGCCAAGAAACAUGGAAUUAAGACUCCCGAAGAGUUUGGUGCGGUUGUAGUGAAUCAUUUUCUGUAUACGUACAGACAAGUCGUCGAAGCAAAGUGUCACAUUAUAGAAUAUCCCUGGGAAAGACUGCAAGCGGGCAGUCCGCAUAACCAUGCAUUCGUAUUUGCCCCGACUGCAACCAGAUGGUGCGAAGUCUCACAAAUACGACACGAGGCUGUUGCUGUAAAGUCUGGCUUGAAAGGUCUUCGUGUUUUGAAGACUACGCAGUCCGCUUUCGUUGAUUUCGUACAAGAUGAGUAUACGACGUUAGCUGAUGCUCCUGAAAGAAUAUUUAGUACCAUAGUGGAAGCAGAAUGGUCAUACGACAAUAUGAAAUCAGCAGAUUUCGACAAUGCAUGGUUGACCGUGAAAGAUGCUAUUUUAGAAAAAUUCGCUGGCCCACCUGACACCGGCGUUUAUUCGCCAUCGGUACAACACACACUGUACCAAGCAGAAAAAACCGUCCUAGAAAAAGUUUCCGAGAUUAAUUGGAUUCGGAUGACAAUGCCGAACAGGCACUAUCUCAACAUUGAUGUUUCGAAGUUCCCCGCGAAUGUGACCAAGGGUGAUCCUCAUCACUACAUAUACCAGCCCAUCGACAAGCCGGCGGGACUCAUCUACGCGCAACUUCGUAGACGUCCUAAAAGCCACUUGUGACCUUGAGCGCCCUAGACUAUCGAAGUGACAGUCUGUUCCACCUAGGUCCUAAGAUAAAAAUAGAGAGAUGUCAUGCAACAUAAUAAUUCCAUGUUGCGGCAUGAAAUUCUUAAUCAGUUUACUUUAUUUUGUAUUUCUGUUUAAUAUUGUUGAUGUUGCGAAUGAUUUCCUCGAGUAAGAAAUAUGGCAUUCCCUUAUAGUAAGGGUAAUCAAAUGUAAAAUAAAUAAGUGUUGUAUCUUAUAGUGAUAUAAGGAUUUUUAAACUAUAUUCUAAACCCACAUAAAGCACAGGAUAUAGAAAAAAUAUCUAGUCAAGAUGAAAUCUGAGCGAUGUGCUUUUCAGGAGUAGAUAGAAAGAAAUGUUUGUCAAAAAACUUUCGAAAAGGCCAAAUCAUGUUUUAGUACAAUUACGAUGUUACUAUAUUAAAAAAGCAAAUAAGUAUUAUA
Molecule: messenger RNA, 1598 nt
Organism: Vanessa tameamea
Lineage: Eukaryota; Metazoa; Arthropoda; Insecta; Lepidoptera; Nymphalidae
Gene: Uro
Product: uricase
Exons: 5
Coding region: 138-1151 (337 amino acids)
Biological process (GO): purine nucleobase catabolic process; urate catabolic process
Cellular component (GO): peroxisome
Molecular function (GO): urate oxidase activity
Source: RefSeq, a predicted model, not a curated record